ACAUCAAAGGUGAGACAGCAGAGCAACGAGCGGAGGGAUGGAGGAGAGCAGAAAUUUGCCAUGAAGGAGGAGACUGGGGCGCAUUUAAAAGGCAACUCAUGGUGAACAUGAGGCAAUACAUUAUAUAGUUGUGGAACGAGGCGCACUUGUAUCAGCGAGCUUUACACUGCAGUUGCUGCAGGGAAACGGAGAGUACAGCAAAAAAUAGAUAAAAAAAUAAGCCGAAGUGAAUUCAGCAGGAGACAGCGAGAGGAAACCCUGACCAGAGCAAAAGGGGAGUAUCCCGUGAGGAGGAGAGAGAAGGAUAAAUAGCAGAGGGGAAGAGAGGAAGGGAGACGGAGUGCUGCAACCGGCGACACAGCUCCCAUAUAUAUUAAAACAAAAACACAAGAAUUUAAUCGCAAUUAGAUGGCAAUCUAAUAAACGGUGCGCCAAAACACGCACUCACUGGGGAUAUUCUCUGCUCGCACAUUUAACUUUUCUUUUCCAUCGCUUCACGGGCUCACCCUCGUUCGCUCGCUUAGGCUAUACAGAGGCUCUUUGCUCAUCUCUUGGACCUCGACCUGGAUCUCCUGCUGCAAGCAGGAUCGGGUGUUUUUACUGUGAUGGGGCCAGCGGCCGAGGUUGGGAGCUUCACCAACGGAUUUUUGGACAGCUUUGGGGCUGCGGGUGCCGCUCCGGCUCCCGUCGGCUCUCAUUUUGUUCUUACCCCAGCCGGAGCUGUGGACUACAACUCUGUAACCGGUCUGAUGAUGGGAGGACAGGGGCAAGAGCGGGAGCACCUGGUGUCCGCGGAGAGGCUGUCCCGAAGCCUGGCGGAUCUCAGCCACUUAAAAGGGAUUCUGAGGCGGAGGCAGCUGUACUGCAGGACUGGCUUCCACCUGGAGAUCCACCCCGACGGCAUGGUGCAGGGCACCAGGAAAGACCACAGCAGAUUCGGUAUUCUGGAGUUCAUCAGUCUUGCUGUGGGACUUGUCAGCAUCAGAGGGGUGGACAGUGGCCUUUACCUCGCCAUGAACAGCAAGGGAGAGCUGUACGGAUCAGAAAAGCUGUCAGCAGAGUGUGUUUUCAGGGAGCAAUUUGAGGAAAACUGGUACAACACCUACUCUUCAAACAUCUACCGACAUGGUGAAAAAGGGGCGUUCUACUUUGUUGCAUUGAACAAAGAUGGGACAUCUCGAGAUGGGACGAGGUCAAGACGACAUCAGAGGUUCACUCACUUCCUACCGAGGCCCGUAGACCCAGAUAGAGUCCCAGACCUGUACAGAGACAUACUGGGCCAGAGCUGAGACCAAAGGAGUCCCUUGACCAUAUCAAAAAGCUGGUCUGAGCUAAAAGGCGAAUCAAGGGCACCUAAUAUCAUCCACCUUCUUAAGGGAGAUACAGGAUCUUUUUGAUCUGGACAAAACAGGAUUGUCGAAAUUGCACCAAGUCAGCACUCCACCCUGCUGGAAUGGAGGAAGGAGUGAAAAAGUAAACAGGUCUUGGAGUUUUAACAGUACCAAGAAUCUUUUUGUGGAAGAUGUAGAGACCCAUCAGAGAAACGGAAACUUUGGGCUUUGAAUAUUGCCCUUUUGGUGGCCUAUGCAAAGGCCUCUGUGGCCAAAUGGAUGAUUUCUGGAUUUCUUUUGUUUUAACAAAUGAACCCCAAAUACGUGCUGGUCCAGACUGCAUGUUCAAAUGGAAACAUAUGAGGAUUAGAUGAGAUUAACCCCUGGCUGCUAGUAGCUUUUUACUGCUGUGGCUGAUGAGUCUUGUCAGUUACACUACUAUCAGUAGGCCUUUUUAUUUCACUCAAACAUUAAUGAGGCUGCUAAGUAUACAUUUCAUUAACUUACACAAUCCACUAAAACAUGUUGCUGGUACGUAGAUAAAGGUAGUUUCAUGCACUGGAAAGCAGCCUUGCUUGUUUUGAGAAAGAGCUCUUGGACAAAAAUAGAUGCUGCUCAGAGAUUCUGACUCUUCAGCAAAGUACUCAAGGAAGAAGAGAAGAAGGAGUUUCAUAAUGACUUCUAUUGUAGUCUCCUGUGGUGGAAUACUUUGUGUUCUGUUGAAACACUAGAGACUCAUUUUGAUACCCACUGAAGGAAUUCAGCUGCUGUCCAAUUGACUGCAGUCGAGCAACGUGCAUGGGACCCACAGACACCUUUACAAACAUUUUGACAGAUUUUAUUCUUAUUUAUGAGUUUUUUUUUCUUUGGCCAUAC
This is a messenger RNA of Melanotaenia boesemani (Boeseman's rainbowfish), 2207 nucleotides long. RefSeq names its product fibroblast growth factor 20a (gene fgf20a). The transcript has 3 exons. The coding region runs from base 606 to 1289 and encodes 227 amino acids. Gene Ontology annotation, molecular function: growth factor activity; fibroblast growth factor receptor binding. Gene Ontology annotation, biological process: cell differentiation; positive regulation of protein phosphorylation; fibroblast growth factor receptor signaling pathway. Lineage: Eukaryota; Metazoa; Chordata; Actinopteri; Atheriniformes; Melanotaeniidae. The record is from RefSeq and is a predicted model, not a curated record. Gene Ontology annotation, cellular component: cytoplasm.